This is a messenger RNA of Thunnus maccoyii (southern bluefin tuna), 2322 nucleotides long. It is a transcript of the gene gys2, whose product is annotated as glycogen synthase 2. The record is from RefSeq and is a predicted model, not a curated record. Gene Ontology annotation, biological process: glycogen biosynthetic process. Gene Ontology annotation, cellular component: cytoplasm. NCBI's taxonomy places the organism in Eukaryota, Metazoa, Chordata, Actinopteri, Scombriformes, Scombridae. The transcript is spliced from 16 exons. The coding region runs from base 31 to 2145 and encodes 704 amino acids. Gene Ontology annotation, molecular function: alpha-1,4-glucan glucosyltransferase (UDP-glucose donor) activity.
GCUGUGUGUUGGACCACCAGACAUUUCAAGAUGCCGCUGUCACGUUCCUUGUCUAUGACAUCCUUAAGCGGAGUGCUGCCGGCGUGGGAGGAGGAUGAGCUGCCUGUGGAGGACCUGCUGCUCUUUGAGGUGGCCUGGGAGGUCACCAAUAAAGUUGGAGGAAUCUACACAGUGAUCCAGACCAAGGCCAAGAUCACAGUGGAUGAAUGGGGGGAGAAUUACUACAUGAUGGGGCCAUACUUUGAACACAACUUCAAGACCCAGGUGGAGGCCUGCGAACCGCCCAACCCAGCCAUCAGGAAGGCCAUGGACGCUCUCAUCCACAACGGCUGCCAGGUUCAUUUUGGCCGCUGGCUGAUCGAGGGCAGUCCCUAUGUGAUCCUGUUUGACAUCGGCUCUGCAGCCUGGAACCUGGACCGCUGGAAGGGAGACCUGUGGCACACCUGCAACAUCGGCCUGCCGUACGAUGACCGAGAGGCCAACGACUCACUCAUCCUGGGCUCCCUGAUCGCCUGGUUCUUCAAAGAGUUAACAGAUCAUCUCGGAGACAAGCCAAAUGUCAUUGGUCAUUUCCAUGAGUGGCAAGCAGGUCCGGGGCUUAUUCUGUGUCGCUCCCGCAAGAUUCCCAUGGCAACAGUCUUCACUACACAUGCCACCCUGCUGGGACGAUACCUCUGCGCUGGGAAAGAGGACUUUUACAACAACCUGGACAAGUUCGACAUUGACAAGGAGGCGGGUGAGAGACAGAUCUACCAUCGCUACUGCCUGGAGAGAGCGGCGGUCCACUGUGCUCAUGUCUUCACCACAGUGUCCCAGAUCACUGCUGUGGAAGCCAAUCACAUGCUGCACAGGAAGCCAGAUGUGGUGACUCCCAAUGGGUUGAAUGUGAAGAAGUUCUCGGCCAUGCAUGAGUUUCAGAACCUGCACUCCACCAGAAAGGUCCGCAUCCAGGAGUUUGUCAGAGGACACUUCUAUGGUCAUCUGGACUUCAACCUGGAGAAAACCCUUUUCUUCUUCAUCGCCGGACGCUACGAAUUCUCCAACAAGGGGGCUGAUAUUUUCCUUGAAUCACUGUCUAGACUUAACUACCUGCUGCGGGUCCACAGAAAUGAUGUGACAGUGGUCGUUUUCUUCAUUAUGCCAGCUCAAACCAACAACUUCAAUGUGGAGUCACUGAAGGGGCAGGCAGUACGCAAACAGCUCUGGGAUACAGCUCACACUGUGAAGGAGAAGUUUGGAGAAAAGCUGUAUGAUGCUCUGUUAAAAGGGCAGAUCCCUGAUAUGAACACCAUUCUGGACCGAGACGACUUUACCAUUAUGAAGAGAGCCAUCUACGCCACUCAGAGACACAGCCUCCCUCCGGUGACCACUCACAACAUGCUGGACGACUCAACCGAUCCCAUCCUGAGCAACGUCAGACGCAUCGGCCUCUUCAACUCCAGGAACGACCGCGUGAAGGUUAUCUUCCACCCCGAGUUCCUGUCCUCCACCAGUCCUCUGCUGCCAAUGGACUAUGAGGACUUUGUCCGUGGCUGUAAUCUUGGAGUGUUUCCCUCCUACUAUGAGCCCUGGGGAUACACACCUGGUGAAUGUACUGUAAUGGGCAUUCCCAGUGUGACCACCAACCUGUCAGGUUUCGGUUGCUUCAUGGAGGAGCAUAUCUCAGACCCUGCUGCGUAUGGUAUCUACAUCGUGGACCGGCGGUUCCGUUCGCCCGAGGAGUCUUGUAACCAGCUGACGCAGUUCAUGUUCAGUUUCUGCCAGCAGUCUCGGCGCCAGCGCAUCAUCCAGCGCAACAGAACUGAGAGGCUGUCUGACCUGUUGGACUGGAGAUACCUGGGACGGUUCUACAUACACGCCCGGCACCUCGCACUCAGCAGAGCUUUCCCUGACAAGUUCACCGUGGACCCCCUGGCCCCUCCGAAGACGGAGGGUUUCCGCUACCCCCGGCCUCACUCGGUGCCUCCCUCUCCCUCUACCUCCGUCCACUCCACCCCCCACCACAGCGAUGUGGAGGACGAUGAUGACGAGCCCUACGAUGAAGACGAGGAGGCUGAGAGGGACCGGCUGAACAUCAAGGCUCCAUUCGUCCUGGGCGCCGUGCCGGAGGGCAAGAAGAAGCAACCAGGAGAGUCAGGAAACUGAGACUUUCAUCAUCUGAUAUACACCAGUGAAGAAGAAGUUCAGCUCCACUCUCAUACUCUCAUCACCUGCCAUACUCACACCUCUGCUACACAUCCAAACCCUAAAACUCCUCAUCACCUUAACUCAAGGUUUCUUUCAAGUUUGUGGAUUUGUGAGGAAAUAAAGUCCUUAAAAGUG